AUGAGUGCACUUAAAAUAGAAGCUGAGGCUAUUAUUGAAUCAGAACCAUGUGUAAUAGCUUGGGAUAACAUGUUAUUUGUUGGAACAGAAUCUGGCUCUAUUAUUACGUUUGACGCAAACCUUAAGCCUGGGUCGAAAUGGCCGGCACAUGAGACGCAAGUUUUUGCUUUAACUGCAGCUAAAGGUAAUGUUUAUUCUUCGUCAAUCGAUGGUGGAGUCAGAGUUUGGACUGCGAGUGGCGAUAAAGUGACUGAAUAUCCACCCACUGGAGGCGACAUCGGUGCUUUACAUGUGCAUGAAAAUCAAUUAAUUGCCGGCGAUGAAAGUGGUAACGUUGUUUUUUAUGAAAAUAAUACAGAAAAGGCCAAAUACAACGUUCUGGAAGAAGUGAAAGACAUUGGUUUUAAACCACCAUAUAUGUUUACUGCGCGAGAUUUAUAUGUGACCGUCACAGAGAUUAAACCAGAUGAAUCUAAAAAUCGCUUUAUGACUCGGCAUACCAUGGAAGGUCGAGCACCACUGCGCGUGGCCGGUGCUCGGCUUGUUGUAACAGCCAGAGGUGGCAAUAACUUGCAGCUUCACGACUCCUCUAUUGACAAUAAGUUCAAAAAGUUGCACGAAGUUAAGGUAAGUGACAUGAUAUUAACAAGUUUAUCAGUAAAUGAAAACUUUGCUUGGACUGGUGGAUGGGACGGCUGUGUUCGGCGAUGGAAAAUUGAAGGUGACCAACUUCAAGCUGCAGGGGAAAUAAACCUUGGUGCUUGUAUAAACGCUCUUUAUGCUUCUUCUCCUUGUACUGCAUAUAUAUUGCUAGCUGGUGGAAAAGUAAUAUGUGUUAAGGUGACA
This is a messenger RNA of Iphiclides podalirius (scarce swallowtail), 846 nucleotides long. Lineage: Eukaryota; Metazoa; Arthropoda; Insecta; Lepidoptera; Papilionidae. The record is from the annotation of a GenBank genome assembly.